AUGGGAAAGGUACGCGCAAGAGUAUCUAAAGUUUGUGAUUUUUGCAAAAAGAGAAAGGUCAAGUGUGAUUUGGGAAAUCCUUGCUCAACGUGCGUAAAGUAUAAAAGAAGUCCCUGUGUGUACUCAGAAUUAUUAGGUAAUGAAGAAGCUGAAGAUUAUGAACCGAGGAAGAGAAAAUUUAGCAACAUGCAAAAGAGUGACGAUGUAAAGGACAACAUAAUUGAUGGCACAAGCACUAUAUUCACACCAAGGUCAUCUUCUAAUGAACAGCCGUUGCAGUCAAAUGGAUUCAUGUCCAAGCCAUUGACUCCAAGUGGUGCUAGUAUUGACACGGUUCAGGAUGAGUUGACAUUUCUCAAACUGAAACUACAGUCCUUGGAACAGCAUUUGAAUACUCAGCAACCAUAUAAGCCUACUGAAGGUCAAGAUUGGUCACAAUCGCAGUUCCUGUUGCCACAACAAAACACCAGUACACAUACCCUGCCGCAGCUAACCAAACAAACACCCGAUGGUAGAAGUAAUAGUGCCUAUUCGCCAUCCAAUUCAGUUUUACUGCUGAUUGAUCCAAUGGAUCUAUAUGGCGUCAAUCCUAUCGAAUCCGAAAAUGACUGGAUCAACCUUUCUGCUGGUUAUAACCCCACAUAUAACAAAGAGCCUGUUAGUAGAAAACAUUAUGGUCCUUUGUCGUGGGUCACGUUGUUGAAAGUCGACAAUGCAGUGGCUGCUAUUUGGACUCAAAUUGAACAAAUAAAGAAACAGUAUAAGUUACGGACUGAUUCCCAUUUUAUUACCCCAGAGGUGGGCGAGACUUCAACAGAAAUCGAGAAGGAGUUUUCCAAAAAGGCUUACAAAGACGAUGGGGAGCAUGACGUGAAACUAUUCAGAGAGACCGAAGUUAAGGCCGGCUUCAAAAAAGCUGUUAACCCAGUAGAGUUGAAUGAGAAGGCCAAGUCAUUGGGCUUGUCGUUUUACAAAGGCGGGUUGGAUGAGGAGUUGGAAUUGGUAGAAAAGAUUAGAUUGGUAUUGCCAAAGCAAGAUGUUAUUUGGAAGUUGUACAAGAGAUAUUUUACCCAUUUAUAUGUUGCCAUGCCAUUGGUAGAUGAAGCGGAUUUGAAGGAGCAACUACAGAGGCUCAUUGGUCCAGAAGACUACCAAGAUGUCAUGGUUACUGUCAAAGUUGAAAAGAAGUUGGACUUUGCCUAUUUGGGUUUAUUGUUGAUUAUGAUUAGGUUCAGUUACGCGUCGCUAUUCUCCCACGACUCGUCAAUCAAUGAAAUCAACUUUCAAACAAAAAACCCGGAACCAAGAGCCCAGCUGAUCAAGUUUUUGUUGAAUAAUCCCAUCAAUAUUGACGUUAUUGACGUAGCACAACUGUGUUUGAACCAAUUCGACAUAAUGAGAUGUGCAAACAUGACAAUCAUGCAAUUGGCCCUAAUGACGAGGCUCUAUCAUUUGUAUGCACCAGAGCUUGGCGAUGGUGUUGAUGGUGGCGAUGCACAAGUGUUCAAUGCAACAUUGAUUCAAAUGGCAAGGUCACUAGGGCUUCACCGUGAUCCCGAUUUGUUUCCUGAUGCAUUCAAGAAUGGAAAACAAAACAACUUGGCCAGGAAAAUUUGGUACUAUGUGUUGAUUCUAGACUUUAACAAUGCAAUGCUUAUUGGAUCUACGGUAACGGCUGAGUUUAAUUCCUUUGAUACUAAAUCACCUAUCUAUGUGCCUGGUUGUGAAAAUGUCGAGGAUUCCGAGGUUGAAAGGAUUGCAUGUUCAUGUUAUCCCAGCUUUGACUAUGUUUACGAGCCAAUGAGCGAAAUGUUUGCCACAGUAUUUAAAGUCAGAGGUGAGGUUAGUAUGCUGGAUUUGGCAAAACGCAUAAAUUUUAUGGAAUGUUAUUUCAAAGAUCAAUACAUUGAUGUGGCGAGGCUGUAUUGUCCUGUGAACGAUAGAACAAAUGAGACAAUGCCAAGUACACUCAAGCUAAAGAUAUACUUUUCUGGUACUUUUUUUAUGGCUUCAAUGCAUUUCCACAUAUUCAACUACUACGAAAAGAAGAAGAAUUUAGACUUGGCCUACUACUACAUGAAAAAGAUUAUCGUGCUUGUUGCAUACGAGGUUAUGCCCUGUUUUAUCGAGUGCAUCAGACACAAAAAGAAUGUGUUUAAAAACUCAGCCGACAUGAUUGCCAGCCCCAGUUUCAUCACGGUUGCUCAUAAAUCUUUGAUUAUGUUGUUCUCAUUUUACCUCAGGCUUAAGUACUGGAUCCAUGAUUUGCAAAAGCGAUAUGACCAUAAUACGAGAAUGAAACUGUAUGACACUGCUGAUUAUGCAUACAAGACCAACUUUCAAAAAUUGGUGCAUUUGGCCGAGUUGAUGGAUAAAUGUAUCGGUCAUUUCCGUGAUGGAGUGGCCCGGCUAUCGCAGAGGUAUUAUUACGCGUGGCGUGUGACAAAGGCACAAAAUUUCCUCAAGCAACUGUUGGAUGACAAAUUUUUCGAAACUUAUCUGCCCACGUUCACUACACCGCUUAAUGUUGAGAUGUUGAGUCAAUUGGAACAGCUUUUAGAGAUUUCGUUGAGCAAAGUGGAGCAAAGUAAGAAUCAGCACAAGAUGGAGAAGAAACGCAAAUUAAAUGAUGCUAGUGGCAGGAAACAGAGUGAUGAAAUAUCUAUGGAAGAGGAAUUGGAAAACAAUGUCAAUUCAUUCAUCAAUGGUAAUGUCAAUUUAAGAAAUCAUGAAAAUUCAGUCAGUUCGACUGGAUCAACGACAUCUGAUAGUGAGUACAAGCCCAAUGAUCAGGUUGAUAGCAUUUGGUUACAGAUGAUGAAUAUGAAGAAUAAUGACGAUCUUGCUGGUAAAAUGUAUGAUCCGAUCAUGAGCCAGAUGUAUGGCGCCACCCCCUCUUUCCUUAAUCAAAUGGAUGGUGGCAGUGGUGGUGGUGGGUUUAGUCCUAGUGUUCUUGGCGGACUUGCAGGUGCCAGUUUUUCGGCUGCUGGAGUUUCAGUCGGACCUGGUACUGGUACAGGAGGUGGCAUUGGAGGUGGGGGAUUCAACUCAUUUGAAAUGAACCAUGGUGAGAUGUUUGAGAAUUUCCCUAUUGAUGAAUUAUUUAAGGAUUUUGUCUAG
Messenger RNA from Lodderomyces margitis, 3120 nucleotides. It is a transcript of the gene ZCF29, whose product is annotated as Zcf29p. Gene Ontology annotation, biological process: positive regulation of transcription by RNA polymerase II; DNA-templated transcription. Gene Ontology annotation, molecular function: zinc ion binding; DNA binding; DNA-binding transcription factor activity, RNA polymerase II-specific. The record is from RefSeq and is a predicted model, not a curated record. The transcript has a single exon. Gene Ontology annotation, cellular component: nucleus. NCBI's taxonomy places the organism in Eukaryota, Fungi, Ascomycota, Pichiomycetes, Serinales, Debaryomycetaceae. The coding region runs from base 1 to 3120 and encodes 1039 amino acids.